Messenger RNA from Gigantopelta aegis, 2411 nucleotides. Its product is annotated as folate transporter 1-like. Lineage: Eukaryota; Metazoa; Mollusca; Gastropoda; Neomphalida; Peltospiridae. Bases 62 to 1705 code for a protein of 547 amino acids. Gene Ontology annotation, cellular component: plasma membrane. The record is from RefSeq and is a predicted model, not a curated record. Gene Ontology annotation, biological process: transmembrane transport; vitamin transport. The transcript is spliced from 6 exons. Gene Ontology annotation, molecular function: vitamin transmembrane transporter activity.
UCAAAGAUGGUUUCGCUUUUACUGGCAACUUCUUCAUUCAGAUUGAACUGUGGAGUAUGUGAUGGAUAGUUGGAAGAAAGCGGUUUUUCUUGCCUGCCUGUAUGGAUUCUUGAAAGAGUUCUGUCCCCUGGUGCCCUUCUUCACACCAUACCUGACUGAACAAUCUGGUGUGACAAGAGAUGAUGUUUUUACAGAGAUCUAUCCAGUUAAAACCUAUACACUGUUUGCUGCACACUUCUGCACCCUGCUGGUCGCAGAUUUGUUGCUGUACAAACCAGUAAUAGUGUUUGGAGCCAGUGCUUCCAUCGCGGUCUGGUACCUGCUGGGAUGGGGAUGCAGGCUGAGUCUGUUGCAGGUUUCGCAGUUUGCUAGUGGUCUGUGUCAGGCCUCAGAAGUGGCAUUUUUUGCGUACAUUUUUGCCAUUAGCAGCACCGCAAACUAUCGAAAGGUGGCCGGUUUGUCCAGAUCGGCAAUUCUCCUCGGCCAGUGUUUGUCGUAUUCCUUGGGCCAGAUUACUCUGUCGUUAUCAUCCAACGAUGUGCGGACUCUGGUUUACGUGUCGCUGGGUAGUGUAGUCUUAGCUUUCGUCAUCAGUGUGGUGAUACCCGGCCCGAGGUUUUCUCCUUAUCUCCAUACAUGGGUUGUACAGAGAGAGCUGCUGGCGCCAUCCGGGUUGCAGCGGUCACCCGAAAAUGGAAACCCGUACCGUUUUCCGACACCUACCAGUAUCCAUGGCAACGGUUCCUCUGCCAGUACCUGCAAUCUCAUUUCCGGAUUGGAUGGACUCUACGAUCAUAGGCCAGCAUCAGCUAACCAACAGUUUGCCGGGUUGGAUUUCCCCUCUGGGUAUAUGCCCAGUAGUUCCCACAUGUACAGUGACAUAGAUACCAGCUCGCUGGGUUAUGCUUACAGUGACGGGAAUUCCGACAUUUCCGACACGUCCAUUAACGAAGAACGAACGAGUCCGGUAGCUAAAGAAUCGAGAUUGUCAAACUGCAGACAGGUUUGUUCUGCGAGUCUUAUCAUUGUUUGGAAAGAUCUGUCUGAAGCGUACAGAAAUAAAACUAUUGUCGUCUGGUCAUUGUGGCUAGUGGCAGCUUUGUGUGUGGAUUUUCAUGUCAGACUUUACAGUGAGAAAUUGUGGGAUAGUUUUGGAGUGGUUGACGAGCAGAGUGGCAGCUAUUUAUACAGUGGAGCUGCACAAGCACUGGCUGCAUUACUGGGUACGGUUCUCUCUCUAGUGGUGGGAUUCACACAGGUCAACUGGCACAAGUAUGAGGAGUUGAUCGUCGGGGUUGUCAUGGUGAUCAGUUCAGCCGUGCUGGUUGUUAUGUCUCACACCGACGUCUGGUCAGCCUACACAUUCUACGUUGUAUUCCUUGCGGUAUUCCAGAUGCUUUCCACUGUUGCUAUGUUUCAGAUCGCAGGUCAGCUGACGUGUCAGAGAUUUGGUCUCGUGUUUGGACUCAACUCCUUCCUGUCCAUGUUUGUUGAAGUUAUCUUUGUUUUGGUGGUCGUCAACUCCAGCAAUCAGGCUUUCAGUGUCAAAACACAGUUUGCUGUGUACAGUGGAUUCCUGGGCUUGGGAGGUCUGCUUUUUCUCAUCCGAGCGUUACACAGUUCUAUUCAUAACAGAUACAGCAUUUGUUGUCGUUGGCGGCCGACACAUGAUGAUCCAGAGACUCUUGUCGAGGAGCAGAGAUAGUUCUCAUUGGACACGGAGUCCACUUGCUGCUGAUGAAAAAAGCAUAUCAUGUGUGGCAGGAGCAGAUUUGUUUUUACGAGAUAUAGGUAUUGCUUUUCUGGCAGUGGCGGCGCUGGUGUCAACUUUUGUGUUCAAGUUUUGUGUUUAAAGUCCUAUAGUCCAUCCCAUUCUCCUACAAAAAUGUUUUUGUUAAUAGUUUCAGUUAACACUCACACUAGAACACACGUGCACACACCUUGUUGUUAUAUUUAAUAGUCAGUUUGGUUUGACGUAAGAAAAAAAGUAAAAGUGUUUUGGAAAUGACACAAAAUUACAAUUUUUAUAUGCAAGCUACAAAAUAAUCUGCUGAGAAAAAAACAACUUGUAGUAAAUUUCAUAGUAUGAAAAAAGGCGUUUCCUGUGGGAUGGACUAUAGAUUUUUGAAACUUGGUUUAUAGUAGGAUAUUCAUCACAGCUAGUGCACUGAAAACGUUUAUGGUAGGCAAGACAUUUAAUUCUGUGGAAUUCUUGCUGUCUGUGAUUCGCUAGACUAUUGUUUCUUGGCCAGAUAUACCAGAUGACUCAAACAUCCUGGUAUUUGGUUACAGUCUCUCACUCUCUCUGUCUCUAUUUGUCUCUCUGUCUCUGUCUGUCUCUCUCUCUCUCUCUCUUUCUCUCUUUCACUCUCUCUCUCUCUCACUCUCAUUGUCACUCUCAAACUCACUCU